Cydia strobilella is the source of this 1522-nucleotide messenger RNA. RefSeq lists its product as uncharacterized. The transcript is spliced from 13 exons. NCBI's taxonomy places the organism in Eukaryota, Metazoa, Arthropoda, Insecta, Lepidoptera, Tortricidae. The record is from RefSeq and is a predicted model, not a curated record. The coding region runs from base 17 to 1510 and encodes 497 amino acids.
AUAAAAUUAAAUCAAAAUGCCGGAGCUAGUCGAGCAGAUGUACUGCUCUCAGCAGAUUGUGAUUCCCCCAAAAUUCCCUUACAUAUUGAAGAGAUUUUGUAAAGCGGCAAUCAAGACUCAGCCAUACGAUCUUCUCCGCUGGUCAUUCGAAUAUUUCAAGGCGCUGGCAGAAAAUCGUCCACCACCAGUCAAGUUGAGGCUCGAAUAUCCCGUUUACAGUACCGAGGGCGGGCUCACUCGUGGAUGUCUCAAGGUCAUCGCUCAUCAGUUGCUAAACAUCGGAAAGAACCUCCCACUCUACCUCAUCAGAAAAGCCUGGCGAGGCUUCUGCCUGGACCCCAACGAGUUGAGAAGGAUCUUCUGCCUCUGUGAGGUUUACACGAGGCAGGAUUACGUUCCCUUGUUGCAAUUUAUUGCCGUGGCUGGCGGGCUGCUGACUAAGAACCUGACUUACACCAUGAUCCUCCUCUGCGAAGUCCUGACCAAGGAACCAGACGGUGGUUCAGCUGCCAUACCUGCUGAUGACUUCCUGGUUAUGUACCUGUUCCUGGCCAGGAUGGAUGCUUCCAAGGAUAUCAGAUACGUCAACGGGUAUAGGGAAGGUGAGACUCCUAGACUAGAAGAGGAGGAGAUAGAAGAAGAAGAGACACUUAGUGAAGCCACUGUUGAUGCAAAGAUGAAGCAACUUAGUUCGUCCAAAGUGCAAGAGAAAGCGGAAGACGAUAAAGUGAAAGAAGAAUAUGCCGAAGAAAAAGAGGAAUUCAAACCGAUCAGAGUUUGGAAUGAGGACGACAAUGAAAUCCCUUUUGAAUUUUACGGUGAACCUAAAAUCGAAGAAGUUAAUUUAGAAGAACAAGAGAAGGAACCAGGCGGUGAGGAGGAGACGAAACAAGAGGCUGAGCAUGAGGAAGAUAUACAAGAUAUGAUAGAUGAACUGUUCGAGGCGCGUGCGCAAAGACUGGCAGACCUGGAACAGACCUUCGAAGAUAUAGCUCAGAUCGUGGAUAAGUUCAAAUUGGCCAAUUAUGAUCUUGGAAUGGUGGCCGGUCGUCAGAUGUCCAUCACCAGCGGAGAGUUCAUUGUGCAGCACAUCGAGAAAGAGAUCAUGGACUACAUUGAUGAGCAGAUUGCUGUUCUUCCUGACCCUGAUUUGAAGAAGAAGAAGGCUAAACCGGAAGAAGUGGAGAUGGUCAGAAACCUCCUCUACAACUUCUUGGAUGAGAACAUGGACAUCAUCGUGCCAGAAAUCGAGGAGGUUGAGGAGGAGGAGCUGCCUAUUCCCGAGAUCGUGGUGGUAUACGCGGUACCAGGCAUCGGUCCGCCUGUGUCCGAAGAAAUGAUAUGCGAUAUUGAAGAGUACAUAGCUGACGUCAGCAAGAACCAAGCUGAUUUGGUCAUGCCGAGGAACUUUAGGCAUUUCCUGAGUCCGCCUUUGGAGAGAUUUGAAGAAUACCAAUACGAAGAUCACAAGAAAGAGGAACUCGCCUGUUCUGGUGUAUUUACCAAUUAAAUGAAAUGUGCC